This is a messenger RNA of Nerophis lumbriciformis (worm pipefish), 3670 nucleotides long. It is a transcript of the gene ppp1r26, whose product is annotated as protein phosphatase 1, regulatory subunit 26. NCBI's taxonomy places the organism in Eukaryota, Metazoa, Chordata, Actinopteri, Syngnathiformes, Syngnathidae. Gene Ontology annotation, biological process: negative regulation of phosphatase activity. Gene Ontology annotation, molecular function: protein phosphatase inhibitor activity. The record is from RefSeq and is a predicted model, not a curated record.
AACAUAACAAGCCAUCUUCCGGUGGAAAACAAGUGUAGCCAUGUUUGAAAGUGUCCACUCGGCUGUAGCCAAGCAGCAGCCGCCUUUAAGGAAGCCUGCCCGCCCGCCCGCCAGUUGGACUCGACCGGUGCGUGUGAGCUGAAAGACGGCCACUGAAAUCUCCCCACCGUGGCGUUCCGCACCGGAGCAACCGGCUUCUUGUUUUGCUUCAUUUUUUUUACCAAGAUUCAACGAUGUGACCACAGAAGGAUGUAGCAGAACUCCGAUGGUCACCCAUCUCCCCUUACUUCACUAGAAUGUACUUGAUGACUGUACCGACUGUCGCCGCGCCUCGCACAGAAUGGAGACCAUGCGGCCCACCCGGGGGAUUUAGCCUUCCCGUCUGCUUCAAUGACUCGGACGCCGAGUUGUCCACCAGGGGUUCUCCUAUCUCGAACAAGGUCCAGAUGAUCAUUGAGAGCCUGAGGAGCUCACACUCCUCACUGGAGAUGGGCGAUGAGACUGAGGAAAAUGCGCUUUCGAGGCAGGACGGUCCUCCUCAGAACUGUAAAUCUGCUGCGGGUUCUUUUGCGGCAGCCAAGUCCAAAAGCCAUUCGACUGGUGUUCUAACCCCGAUCCAGGACAGUGACAAGAGCAGUGACACCGACAGUGAUGAUUCUGUGGACAAAGGAAUCGAGGAGGCAAUACUGGAAUACCUGAAGGAGAAGGAUGGCCACAAAUGCAAGAUGGAACUGUCGUCUAGACAGACACAAACUAUUCCUGAGGUUGUCAAAGUCAAGUCCGAAAGCGAUUCCUUUUCCGUCAUGAGCAGCCACUUCUCCAAAAGUGUCGCCCAAGCCCCCUUGGCAGGCGUCCCCUUGAAGAAGUACAUCAAACACAAGGUCAUGCUUCGAGAUCAGGAAGCCAGUCUCCUCACCCCAAACAGUCCGGCAUGCCAAGUCAAAGUGGAGAAUCUUUCUGACGACUCCAGCAGCAGUGACGACGGCAUCGAGGAGGCCAUUCAGAGGUACCAGCUGGAGAGAAUGCAGCAGCAGAUGAGAGGCGAAGCCUUCAAACCACUCGUGGAAGAGUCAGACUCUUCUAGCGAUGACGGCAUCGAGGAGGCUAUUCGCAGCUACCAGCUGGAGCAGCUCAAAGAAAAGACGUCCUUUCCUGACAGGAAGGAUAUAACAAACGCUAGCACUGAAAUCGCAAAAAAGCACAAACUCAAAAAGAAAAAGAAAAGAGCGGAGAAGGUGGUGAAGUCCGUAGAAUUGCCAUCUUCGACGGUCUUCAAGAGCUCGCUUGAUGUCGGCCAGAGAAGCAAAGGCAACGGUCUGCUGUCAUUCAGAGUCGAUGGCUUUAAAGACCAAGCUACAUCGGCGCUCCCGAAAGCCAAUACCACCGCCGAGCUCAUGUGUGCCGAAGCCAUCCUGGACAUCUCCAAAACGGUCAUGCCCGCAGCCUUCGUGUCUCAUCCCAGCGCCGGUAACUGCAUCCCGGCGGGAUCUUCGCAUGCAACUCCAGAGGAAGAAAGCCACGACAGCUCCAUCGACAGUGAAGACGGCAUCGAGCAGGAAAUUAUGAAAUUCCUCGAGCAGAAGGCGCAGUUGGUCAAACAGUCACCCGAAUGCUCUGCGCCUCGAGACGAGCCGGAGACAAUGGCGGAAAAACACAAUGUACUUCUAAAGAAACCUUCCAGAUUGUCCUUAACGCACAGACGGAAACGCAAGGACGAAAUCUGCCGGAUCGCCCUCACGACGGCGGUGGAUGAAAACGCAGAACGAGACUCAUCAAGUAAGCCUUUAGAGCUCCAUAGGGAGGAGUUGAGCCCGCUGCUUUUCUCCCAAGGAAGUCCAACACAAUCAUUGGACAAACAUAGUGGAGACAAGAGCAGUUCACUGGAUAGUGACGAAGACCUCGACACGGCGAUAAAAGACCUCCUCAAGACGAAGAAGACAAAGAGAAAGACCAAGUCAGAGCGCAACGCAAUGAAGCGCCCAAAGGAAACGGAACUGCUGCGAGCCCCGCUUACGAAAAAGGCCAAACCCGAUCCUCCAUCCAAGAUCGGUGCUAUGAAAAGGGCUGACAAGAGGAAGAGCGACUUGAAGCACAAGCCUGGAUUGGUUAAAAAGGCGGGAACUAAGCAAACCGGCAAAGGUCCAGUAGACACUCCAAGGGACAAAGACACUCUCCAGAUAAAAGAGGACAGCAGCUCGGUGAACAGUGACGACAGCAUCGAGCAGGAGAUCAGAAAGUUCCUCGCUGAGAAGGCGGAGAAGGUCUCAGAGACCACAAAGGAUGAAGAGAUACCGAGGAAUGGCACUGCUUCAUUUCGUCUAGACAUUAAGCAGGAAAAUCAGCUGGCUGAAAUUCCCAUAAAAAGUAUUUUGGGUCAACCCUCCCCUUUCACUGAAGCACAUCAGGACAAAUCUAUGCCUCAGAAGAACCCCGCCGAUGGUCCACAAUCACGCACUUUGGAGGCGGCGGAUGGGGCAGGGUCGGCAAGAUCCGAGCCGAGGCAGUCGAUCAGCCAGGUGUCCACCCAACAAACGGAGAGAGUUAAGAGCCUUUCUGGAGCUACCAUGGAUCGGUCUUACGCCGAGUCAGUCAAGUGGCGCCAGAGUUUUGGACUCCCCAUCAUUGAUCCCAAGAAUUUCAGUCGAACUCCAUUUCAUAUCAGCUCGCCCAAACACAGGACAGGGAGUCCAUCAGCGGCAUUUACUCAUCAAGGGAAAGCCACUGACCUCAGACCUUCCACCUUAGCCCCUUUUUGGUCCCCCGCAAGAGCCAGCAGCAGACCCCUCUUCUCCUGGUCUGCAGACCCGGCCGCAAAGGCGCCCGUGACGAGCCCCGUCUUGAGCUUCUUCUCCGCCAGGCAGAACCAAGGCGUGCUGCCUUCGACUUUCCAGCCGCGGCAGGCGGCGAGCACGGUGCACGUUCCCCGGGACAAGAGCGUGUUCGUGGAGCUGGAGUCCGGGAGGACCAACCACGUCCAGGUCCAGAGCGGUGAGGCCAGAGCUGACGGACAGAGUGAGAAUAGAAGCGUGAAGAUAGAAGGAGCUGAGGAGUUUAUAGAUGAGUCAGAGAGUGAAAGUCCAGGGAAGAAGCCGAGCACUUUGUCCUUGUCCAGCACCAUCGACCCCGGCAUCGUCUUCCAGCCUUGCAUCGCUCUUUCCACAGCGGAGCGCAGCGUGAUGUUCCGUCGGAAAUACAGGGAGCAAAGAAGCAGGAGGGAGGGGACGGCGGGCGAUGACCAGCAGAGGCUUCAGGUCAAAAGAAAGCUGGAGUUUGUCCCUGCAUUCAGGUAUUAGGUCUUCACCUUCAUCGUUAGACUACAGCAGGAAGCCAAAUGUUGUUCUAUCAUUCACGUUGUGCACUUUAAUGAACGACUGUUGUCUGCUUGUAGCGCCGGUUUAAAUCAUGUUUCAUUAUUGGAUGAUAUGUUCUAUUGGAGCAAAAGAAAAAAAGGGUUCAUGUUGUUGAUCAGAAUAUAUUUUUUCACUUCAUUCAUCAACCAUGUUUGUUUGCGCUCAUAAAAUUGAGCUUUUUGUCUCCAUUUUCUUUAUUGAAAAAGUGGCUUUUUUACAUUUGAGGAUUUUUGCCAUUUGUCUUCACUUCAUGUUGUCAGUCUGUUUUUGUUUUUAUAUCUUUCACUGUUCAAGACUUUGGAUAUAAUAAGAAAGGUGCU